Messenger RNA from Momordica charantia (bitter melon), 4014 nucleotides. RefSeq names its product 5'-3' exoribonuclease 3. Gene Ontology annotation, cellular component: nucleus. Gene Ontology annotation, molecular function: RNA binding; 5'-3' RNA exonuclease activity; zinc ion binding. NCBI's taxonomy places the organism in Eukaryota, Viridiplantae, Streptophyta, Magnoliopsida, Cucurbitales, Cucurbitaceae. The record is from RefSeq and is a predicted model, not a curated record. Gene Ontology annotation, biological process: nuclear-transcribed mRNA catabolic process.
ACCCUAUCUCCAAAGCCCUUUCUUCAUCUUCAUCAAAUUCGAUUGAGAUCUCGCCGGCGGAAAACCCUCAUGUUCUGCACCACGCUUCCUUCUCCGCCGUCAAUCUCAUUUCCUUCUGCAAUUUACCGUCGCAGGUUCUCUCCGCCCACCGCCAAUGUGCCAUUCGCCCUCUUCCUCCGGUAGAACGCUUCUUCAACAUCUUCCGUUGUUCCAGUUCUCUUUCGCUGAACCUCAAUCGUUGUUGUCGCUUUCUGAUUGAAGUCUCCCGCUGCCGGUGAAGAUUAAUUCUUGCAAUUCUUUUUCAUACUGCCGUCCCGUUGCGCUCUUGGAACUCACCGGCGAUUCUUUUCUCUCAGCUUAGGUUGUGUUGCAUUAAGGAUUUUAAGACGCUACAAGCUCCAAGUGGGCAGCCAUGGGAGUUCCAGCCUUCUAUAGGUGGUUAGCAGAGAAGUAUCCUUUGGUGGUUGUGGAUGUAGUUGAGGAAGAACCGGUUGUGAUAGAUGGCAUUGCCAUUCCAGUUGAUACGAGCAAACCCAAUCCAAACAAUCUUGAAUUUGAUAACCUCUACCUCGACAUGAAUGGCAUUAUUCAUCCUUGCUUUCAUCCUGAAGAUAGGCCUUCUCCAACAACUUAUGCUGAGGUAUUUCAAUGCAUGUUUGAUUACAUCGAUAGGCUUUUUGUCAUGGUGCGGCCUAGAAAAUUGCUAUAUAUGGCUAUUGAUGGCGUUGCCCCUAGGGCCAAAAUGAAUCAACAGCGAUCUCGGCGAUUUAGAGCUGCAAAAGAUGCAGCAGAUGCGGCAGCUGAAGAGGCACGACUUAGAGAAGAGUUCGAGAGGGAGGGACGAAAGCUUCCCCCAAAGCAGGAGUCACAAGUUUUUGAUUCCAAUGUUAUCACUCCUGGAACGGACUUUAUGGCUGUGCUGUCCAUUGCUUUGCAGUACUACAUUCAUCUUAGACUAAACAAUGACCCUGGUUGGAAAAAUACUAAGGUCAUUCUUUCUGAUGCCAAUGUUCCGGGUGAAGGGGAACACAAAAUAAUGUCCUAUAUUCGUCUUCAGAGAAAUCUUCCUGGUUUUGAUCCAAAUACUCGUCACUGCCUGUAUGGUUUGGAUGCAGAUUUGAUAAUGUUGGCAUUGGCCACCCAUGAAGUCCAUUUUUCAAUUCUGCGUGAGAUUGUUUUCACUCCUGGACAGCAAGAAAAAUGCUUUUUGUGUGGCCAAUUGGGUCAUUUUGCAUCUGACUGCGAGGGUAAGGCCAAGAGAAAGGCUGGAGAGUUUGAUGAGAAAGGUGAAGAUGUUGUAGUUAAAAAACCUUACCAGUUUCUCCAUAUUUGGACACUUAGAGAGUAUUUGGAGCAUGAGAUGCGAAUUCCGAAUGCUCCCUUUGAAAUCGACCUUGAACGCAUUGUGGAUGAUUUUGUGUUCAUGUGUUUCUUUGUUGGCAAUGACUUUUUACCCCAUAUGCCCACAUUGGAGAUCCGGGAGGGUGCAAUUAACUUGUUAUUGGCGGUGUACAAGAAGGAAUUUAGGGCACUUGGUGGGUAUUUGACUGAUGGAAGCAAGCCAAAUUUGCGAAGGGUGGAACAUUUCAUUCAAGCUGUUGGAAGUUAUGAAGAUAGGAUAUUCCAGAAAAGAGCUAGACUUCAUCAGAAGCAGGCAGAUAGAAUAAAGCGUGAAAAAGGUCAGGCAAGAAGAGGAGAUGACGUGGAGCCUCAGGUUCAACCUUCCCUUGUUGCAGUUGGUCGUUUUCAUGGAUCUCGUCUUGCUUCGGGUCCUUCUCCUUCGCCGUAUGAACAAUCAGGAGUUGGAAAAGCCAUGUCCAAAUUUUCAGGAAUGAAAAUUAAGCAUAAGCAAUCAUUGGAAUCUGAUGGUAGCGGUUCCCCUGGUCGGCUUAACAAAGUUGCACGCCUAUCAUCUGGGGCUUCCAUUGGUUCUGCUAUCGUUGAAGCGGAGAACACUUUGGAAAUAGAUAUCUACGAGAACAAGGAGGACUUGAAGACAAAGCUUAAAGAGGUACUACGUGAGAAGUCUGAUGUUUUCAACUCAAAUAAUCCGGAAGAGGACAAGAUUAAAUUGGGGGUACCUGGGUGGAGAGAGAGGUAUUAUGUGGAGAAGUUUUCGGCAAAAACUCCGGAGGAACUUGAUGACAUACGAAAUGAUGUUGUUUUGAGGUACACAGAAGGCCUAUGUUGGGUUAUGCACUAUUACUAUGAAGGCGUUUGUUCUUGGCAAUGGUUUUAUCCCUAUCAUUAUGCACCGUUUGCUUCUGAUCUCAAGGGUCUUGGUGAGCUGGAUAUUUCAUUUAAUCUAGGCACUCCCUUCAAGCCAUUCAAUCAGCUACUGGGUGUUUUCCCUGCUGCUAGUUCUCACGCACUUCCAGAGCAAUAUAGGAAAUUGAUGACAGAUCAGAACUCACCUAUUAUUGACUUCUAUCCUUUGGAUUUUGAAGUGGAUAUGAAUGGUAAACGGUAUUCCUGGCAGGGUAUUGCAAAAUUGCCUUUCAUUGAUGAAACCCGCCUUCUUGCAGAGGUUAAGAAAAUUGAGCAUACAUUGACGGACGAAGAGGUGCGGAGAAAUAGUGUGAUGUUUGACAUGCUUUUUGUGACAUCUUCUCACCCUCUCUCUGUUAGCAUAUACUCACUUGACAACCGCUGUAAGCAGUUGACUGAGAAAGAACGUACCGAGGUUAAGGAGAAAAUAAAUCCCGAACAUAGUGGAGGAAUGAAUGGCUAUAUCUCUCCAUGUUUGGGGGAGCUUUGCCCUCCAAUAUUCAGGUCUCCUGUUGAGGGCUUGGAGGAUGUUAUGGACAACCAAGUCAUAUGUGCUAUAUAUCGACUUCCGGAUGCACACAAGCACAUCACUCAACCGCCUGCCAGGGUGAAUCUUCCUUUGAAGACUGUGAGCAUGGGUGACAUGAAACCUGAUCCUGUUUUGUGGCAUGAAGAUUCUGGAAGGAGGCACCAUCAUCAGGACAAGGGAAGAUACGGUGAUAAUGGAAGGCCAAAUCCUCCUGGAGCCAUUUCAGGUCAACACCUAGGGGAUGCAGCACAUAGACUUGUUGUCAACAGCUUGCAGAUGAGGGGAGAUCGGAACGGUCAUAGUAAUUGGCAGACGCCCCAAAUGUCCCAUACGGCACCACCAUUCUAUCCCGGGAAACCUCCACAUACAGAUUAUAGAUCACGAGAUCAAGCUGACUAUAGGAUGCCACCAGGUAGACAAAACUACUCCCAUGGUCAUCACCGACCAACAAAUCCCAACGCGAUGCGAGGCCACCGGGAUCACGGGUAUCAUCAACAAUUUCCUCCAUCGGCUUCAGGUCAUCGUGUUGACAUGAGACCUCAUUCCCAACAUUAUAAUAGAGGUUACAAUCAAGUGAAUUCCCAAUAUGUCGAUGAGAAUCCUGAAGCUUACUACCCAUCACGUCCUCAUCAGGGUGACAUGCCUCCCUAUCCCCAUAGACCUACAUUGCACCCGCCAACAUAUGAAAGCGGUUACAAUUACAACCAAGGCCCUGGAUCAUCCAGCAGUCAGCACCACGGUGGCGCCUGGGCUCCCCUGCCUGGCAACAACAGUGCCCCACGAGCAUACGGACACCAAUAUGGAAACCAGUUUUCUGCACUUGAUAGAAGAGGAAACGGGAGACCUUCCUCAACACCUCAUGGCUAUGAUGGCCGCAGGUAAAAACCAUACUGAUCAAGUAAGUGUACGUCUAAUCUAAAAGCUUUUUACAAUUAUAAACUCUACCAUUUUUACAAUUAUAAACUCUACCAUUGGCGCCACGAUGAAGAAACUGUUGUACAAUUCUACACAGCCUGCCGCUGUUGGCAGAAGUUAAAUAACAGUCUUCCGUUGUCUACUUUCCCGAGAACCGUUCAUCGGUAUUAGGCUUCCUAGGCAUUUUUCUCUCUGCAGUUUACUUGUAUUUCUACUGUAGUUUGUUGAUUGUUGUAGUAAAAAAUUUAGCAAUAAACUUCUAGCAAUUUCUUUAAAAUUUUUGGGCAUUUGUGCUUUCUUUA